Durusdinium trenchii is the source of this 169-nucleotide messenger RNA. The record is from the annotation of a GenBank genome assembly. NCBI's taxonomy places the organism in Eukaryota, Dinophyceae, Suessiales, Symbiodiniaceae.
GCCAAAGAAGGUUCAGGUUGACUUUGUCUACGGAGAUGGCACCAUAUCGCCUUUGCAAGCUGCUAUUCAAGGGAAUUGCGCAGAAGCUCCAAUUUGUCGUGGUAACGAGAUAGAGCUUGACAAAUGUUUGGCCAAUGCGAAGAAACACAACUGCUUGGAUCUUUGCAAG